CCACUACACGAAUUCAGAUAAAUUUUACUCCAUUCUUCGACGGCCGGCUCUCUCUCUCUCUCUUUCUCUGAAAUUCACUUUCCCUGCAGCAACAAAGAAUAUCAUGGAUUACUCUUCUUCGAAAGAUGUCCCUAGAUGGACGCCAAAGUCAAGUCGAGCAAGCUCACCCCUGAGAGCUUCCGAAGUUGCUAACGAAAAUGUUGGCGACUUAGAGAUACAGAGCAUAGAUUCUGUAGAAGAAGAUAGCGGCCGUCGCCCAGACGUGGAAGAAACGUUCCCAUUUAGCGUUGCUGGCCUCGGUACUUUUGGUUCUACAGUACGUUUGGAUGGUCAUGAAACGUCAUUUAAGUUUGGUUCCGAAGUUGUGUCUUCGGGGACAGAGCAAGAUCAGAAUUACAUUGCAAAGAGGGAGGGAAAUAUUUUCUUGACAUGGAAGAAUCUGUGGGUGACGGUGCCCAAUGGCAAAAAUGGGCGCCGGCCGAUAGUCCAAGGUCUAACUGGGUACGCGGAACCGGGCAAAGUAUUGGCUAUCAUGGGUCCUUCUGGCUCAGGAAAAUCAACUCUUUUGGACUCUUUGGCAGGGAGGUUAAGCUCAAAUACGCAGCAGACUGGGGAGAUCUUGAUAAACGGACUCAAAGAAACACUUGCUUUCGGAACUUCGGCCUACGUAACCCAAGAUGACACCUUAAUGACAACGCUAACAGUACGGGAAGCUGUGUACUACUCUGCACAGCUUCAACUGCCAGAUUCAAUGUCGAGAUUCGAGAAGAAAGAAAGGGCUGAGAUGACUAUAAGGGAGAUGGGAUUGCAAGGCUCCAUUGACACGAGAAUUGGAGGCUCGACUGUAAAAGGUCUAAGUGGGGGGCAAAUGAGGAGGGUUAGCAUUUGCAUUGAGAUUUUGACCCGCCCGAAGCUCCUUUUCCUUGACGAGCCAACAAGUGGGCUUGACAGCGCAGCAUCAUUUCAUGUCAUGAGCCGCAUCGUCAAGAUAGCUCGUCAAGAUGGAACGACUGUUGUUGCAUCAAUCCAUCAACCUAGCAGUGAAGUUUUUGAGCUUUUUAGCAAUCUCUGCCUCCUUUCUACAGGAAUGACAGUCUAUUUUGGCCCCGCUUCAAUGGCGGAAAAGUUUUUCGCUUCAAAUGGCUUCCCAUGCCCAACUCUGAGAAACCCAUCUGAUCACUACCUUAGGACUAUCAACAAGGACUUUGAUUCGGACAUCGAACAAGGAUCUCGUACCACAACAAGCACCGAGGAAGCUAUUAAUAUUCUUGUCAACUCAUAUAAAUCAUCCGAGACUCACCAUCAAAUUCAACAGCUGGUAUCUAAAAUAUGCCAACAGAAAGGAGGAACUCUGGAGAAGGGAAGCCAAGCAAGCUUCAUUACCCAGUGUCAAGUUCUGACAAGGAGAUCGUUUGUGAACAUGUAUCGUGAUCUAGGCUAUUAUUGGCUUCGCCUUGCAAUCUACAUUGCAUUGUGUUUAUGUGUCGGGACUAUCUUCCAUGACAUUGGCUCCAACUAUGGCUCAAUACAGGCUAGAGGUUCAAUGUUGAUGUUUGUUGCGGCCUUUCUGACUUUUAUGGCAAUCGGUGGAUUUCCUUCAUUUGUAGAGGACAUGAAGAUCUUUGGGCGUGAAAGAUUGAACGGGCACUAUGGUGUUGGGGCUUUUGUGAUGGGAAACACAUUUUCUUCCAUUCCUUACUUGCUUCUCAUCUCCAUAGUUCCAGGAGCAAUAGCUUAUUACCUUGUUGGCCUUCAAAAGAGCUUCGAACACUUUGCCUACUUCGUAUUGCUACUCUUCGUGUGCAUGAUGUUGGUGGAAAGCUUGAUGAUGAUGGUUGCGAGUAUAGUGCCAGAUUUUUUGAUGGGAAUCAUUACUGGUGCUGGAAUACAGGGCGUGAUGAUGUUGAAUGGAGGUUUCUUCCGGCUGCCUGAUGAUCUUCCGAAGCCUUUCUGGAGAUAUCCAAUGUUUUACAUUGCAUUCCACAAGUAUGCAAACCAAGGAUUCUACAAGAAUGAGUUUGAAGGAUUAACUUUCCCUAAUAACCAAGCAGGAGGGCCACCAACGAUCACUGGUGAAGAAAUCUUGCGAAGUACCUGGCAGGUAGAGAUGGGCUACUCCAAGUGGAUUGAUAUUGUUAUUUUGCUAGGAAUGGUGGUUCUAUAUAGGCUUAUGUUUUGGGGAAUUAUAAAGAGCAUAGAAAAGGUUAAGCCACUUAUUAAAGCUCUUGCAGCUGCACCUCCCUAAUAGUCAGAAUAGAUCGUAGACAACCCAUCUGCAUCUAUAUAUAUGUAUGUAUGUACGUAUAAUAUAUAUAUAUAUAUAUAUAAGAAUGAUGUUUCUAAAUUACGUUCUUGGAUAUUUGAGGACACAGCUUGUUCCAUUGGCUUGUAGAGAAAUCAAGGACCGGUACUGUCUUGAAA
This is a messenger RNA of Carya illinoinensis, 2421 nucleotides long. RefSeq names its product ABC transporter G family member 1-like. The coding region runs from base 104 to 2245 and encodes 713 amino acids. NCBI's taxonomy places the organism in Eukaryota, Viridiplantae, Streptophyta, Magnoliopsida, Fagales, Juglandaceae. The record is from RefSeq and is a predicted model, not a curated record. Gene Ontology annotation, molecular function: ABC-type transporter activity; ATP hydrolysis activity; ATP binding. Gene Ontology annotation, cellular component: membrane. The transcript has 8 exons.